UUUUUAUAAUUUUUGUCCAUUCAUCCUUCCAUUAAUUAAACAUGUAAUUAAAAUUUACGUAAAAGCUAAUAUCGCCCGUAGAAGGAAUACCAUUUUAUAUUUUCUAUCGAACUUAUCUUACAAAGUUGCAAACACCGAUAAAAUGUGUACUUUAUUGCAGUUUGUAAAAAAUUAAAAAUUGAUUUUAAUGUCGCGAAGUGUAUAUUAUUUUAUUCCUUUAACUAUGUAUGAUUUAUUCGAAGUUAAAUAUCAUAGAAGUUUAUAAAAGGAAGUAGUUGCUAACAGUAGUGAUAAAACAAUUCUAAGGCUUGGAGCACGUCACGUAGGUUACACGAAUAAUGUAUCCCGGAGUUCUUGAGAAAAAUUCUUGCGACUGAUCAAAAACAAUCCAUAAUGCCGGUUUAAUUAACUGAUGCCCGAAUCAAUAAAUGCAUCUGCGGACGAUAGUAUAAAAGUAAAAUCAUUCUGAUCGAAAUAAAUGUACCGAUAAAUUAUGGAAGCUUGUAAAGAUUUGAAAGCAAAGUAUGAUCGGUGUUUCAACGAAUGGUUCUCGGAAAAGUUUUUGCACGGCAUUUACGAUGAUAGCGAAUGUGCAGAUUUACUUAAACUUUAUACCAAAUGUGUAGCGCAAGCGAUGAAAGAUCAAAAUAUAAAUCUGGAUGAGGUGAAUAUAGCUCACCUGGGUACAGAGCAUGAGAAAAAAAACUGAGAAUUGACAACUACUCUUCUAAUAGAACAUUAUUUCCAUUUUUUGUUAUAAAAAUGUGCUGUAUAUAUUUAAAUAAAUAUUAAUUAUCGUGCAACUUA
Molecule: messenger RNA, 807 nt
Organism: Ceratina calcarata
Lineage: Eukaryota; Metazoa; Arthropoda; Insecta; Hymenoptera; Apidae
Product: TP53-regulated inhibitor of apoptosis 1
Exons: 2
Coding region: 494-709 (71 amino acids)
Biological process (GO): phospholipid translocation
Cellular component (GO): nucleus; cytosol; mitochondrial intermembrane space
Molecular function (GO): phosphatidic acid transfer activity
Source: RefSeq, a predicted model, not a curated record